GUAGCAGAGGCCAAGGAUGCCGGAUGGGAGGACCUGGAUGCAGAAGACAACGACGACCCUUUGAUGGUGGCCGAGUACGUCAACGAGAUCUUCGACUACAUGAAGACUAUCGAGGCGACUACGAUGCCCAAUGGCAGCUACAUGGAUACGCAGAACGAGAUCGACUGGACCUUGCGUGGCGUCCUCGUCGACUGGCUGAUCGACACACACUCGAAGUUCCGCAUGCUGCCAGAGACCCUGUUCCUCGCAUUGAACGUCGUGGAUCGCUUCUUGACCAACCGAACAAUCACGCUCAACAAGCUGCAGCUUGUCGGACUCACCGCGAUGUUCCUUGCCGCGAAGUACGAGGAAGUGCUGUGCCCGUCCGUCGCCAACUUCCUGUAUCUCGCCGAUGGAGGCUAUACUACGGAAGAGAUUCUGAAGGCUGAGCGGUACAUGCUCAAGGUCCUGGGCUUCAACCUCUCUUACGCAAACCCUAUGAACUUCCUGCGGAGGAUCUCGAAAGCUGAUAACUAUGACAUUCAGACAAGGACCGUCGCAAAGUACUUCAUGGAGAUCUCGCUUGUCGACUACCGCCUAAUGGAGCACCCCCCGUCACUGGUGGCAGCCGCUUCCGUCUGGAUGGCGCGACGCGUCCUGGAGCGAGGGCCGUGGACUCCCACGUUGGUACACUACUCUUCUUACUCCGAAUAUGAGCUUCUGGGCACAGCAGAGAUCAUGCUAGACUUCAUCCUGCGGCCAGUCCAACACCCCAGUUUCCACAAGAAGUACGCCGGCAAGAAGUUCAUGCGAGCUAGCACCUACGUCGUGGACUGGGCUCGGAACAAUUAUGCCGACGCUGUUGUACCCGAUGAAGAGAUUGAGACUCAAGACUUUGGACAGCUCAGAGUGGAUCUGUUCGCAGACCAAGGGCUGCUGCGACCGUCCGGAAGCGAUACGGCCAGCCCGAGGGAGGAGAGGAGCGUGUCGCCCUUUGUCAAGGAUGCCAAUCCGGAGUGGGACAGUUCAACCGUCGGAAUCAAUGGCAAGUAA
Microstroma glucosiphilum is the source of this 1032-nucleotide messenger RNA. RefSeq lists its product as hypothetical. Gene Ontology annotation, cellular component: nucleus; cytoplasm; cyclin-dependent protein kinase holoenzyme complex. The record is from RefSeq and is a predicted model, not a curated record. NCBI's taxonomy places the organism in Eukaryota, Fungi, Basidiomycota, Exobasidiomycetes, Microstromatales, Microstromataceae. Gene Ontology annotation, molecular function: cyclin-dependent protein serine/threonine kinase regulator activity. The transcript is spliced from 3 exons. The annotation marks the transcript as partial. Gene Ontology annotation, biological process: G2/M transition of mitotic cell cycle; regulation of cyclin-dependent protein serine/threonine kinase activity.